Molecule: messenger RNA, 1770 nt
Organism: Vigna unguiculata (cowpea)
Lineage: Eukaryota; Viridiplantae; Streptophyta; Magnoliopsida; Fabales; Fabaceae
Product: isoflavone 2'-hydroxylase-like
Molecular function (GO): monooxygenase activity; oxidoreductase activity, acting on paired donors, with incorporation or reduction of molecular oxygen; heme binding
Source: RefSeq, a predicted model, not a curated record
AAGCAAUCCUCAACCAAAUUGCUGUAUAAAAGUUGUUGCUUCACAUGGAAACAUUAACCAACCAAACACACCUACGUAUAGUGUGUUCGUUCUCUGCAAACUCAACUAUCUCACCGUAACCAGCCAUGGAAACACUUCCAUUGUUCACAUACUCUCUCUUCUUCCUCCUUUCUCUUCUCAUCAUUUUCAAACUUUUCUUCCAAACAAAGCACAAAAACCUUCCACCAGGUCCACCACCUCGUCCCAUAAUCGGCAACCUUAACCUCCUCGAACGCCCCCUCCACCGGUUCCUCCAACGCAUGUCCCAAACACACGGCAACGUCUUCUCCCUCUGGUUCGGUUCCCGUCUCGCCGUCGUCGUUUCAUCGCCCUCCGCGUUCCAAGAAUGUUUCACCAGAAACGACGUCGCCUUGGCCAACCGACCCCGCUCCCUCUCGGGAAAGCACAUCUUCUACAACUACACCACCGUGGGGUCUUGCUCCUACGGCGAGCUCUGGCGCAACCUCCGCCGCAUCACCUCCAUGGACGUUCUCUCCACGCAGCGCAUCCACUCCUUCGCCGGAAUCCGUAAGGACGAAACCGACAGGGUGAUCCACGCCCUGGCCAGGGCCUCGCGCACGGAGUACGCGCACGUGGAGAUGAGUUCCAUGUUCCACGACAUGACUUACAACAGCAUGAUGAGAAUGCUGUCGGGAAAGAGGUACUACGGGAAGGAGAUUCAGGCGAAGGAUUUGGAGGAGGCGAAGGAGUUCAGAGAGACGGUGGAGGAGUUGCUGCAACUGGCCGGAGUUUCCAACAAGGCUGAUUAUUUGCCCUUCCUUCGGUGGUUCGAUUUUCAGAACCUGGAGAAGAAGCUGAAGAGUAUUAACAAGAGAUUCGAUACGUUCUUGGAUAAACUCAUUCGCGAGCAACGCAACAAGAAGGAGAGGGAGAAUACCAUGAUCGAUCAUCUUCUCACUCUGCAGGAAACGCAGCCUCAGUAUUACAGUGAUCAUAUCAUCAAAGGCCUUGUUCUGGCAAUGAUGUUCGCUGGCACAGAUUCUUCUGCUGUAACAUUAGAAUGGUCGCUAUCAAAUUUAUUAAACCACCCAGAAAUGUUGAAGAAAGCAAGAGAUGAAUUGGACUUUCACGUGGGAAAAGACCGGUUGAUAAACGAGUCAGACCUUCCAAAAUUGACAUACCUGAAGAAGAUAAUCCUUGAGACGCUGAGAUUGCACCCUCCUGCUCCACUCGCAAUACCACACGUGUCCUCGGAAGACGUCACCAUUGAAGGGUUCAACGUUCCACGAGACACCCUGGUGAUGAUUAACAUCUGGGCCAUGCACAGAGACCCUACGCUGUGGAACGAAGCCACGAGCUUCAUACCGGAGAGGUUUGAUGAAGAGGGAUUGGAGAAAAAGGUGGUUGCGUUUGGAAUGGGUAGAAGGGCUUGUCCAGGAGAAGGUUUGGCUCUGCAAAACGUUGGACUAACUUUGGGAUUGUUGAUUCAGUGCUUUGAUUGGAAACGAGUCAAUGAGGAUGAGAUCGAUAUGAGAGAGGCAAACUGGUUCACCUUGUCGAGAUUAACUCCAUUGAAUGCCAUGUGUAAAGCUCGACCAUUUGUUAACGAUCUUAGCUUCAACUAAUGAGUGCAUGAUCUAUGAUUUUCUGUGUUUUUGUGUUCAACUGUAUAAUAAUGUACGUGGGUAAAGCCUGUCAUAUAUAUCAGAAUACUUAUAUAUGCCAGGUUUUCUUUGAUAAUAAAAUUUCUGGACUCUUAGUAAACUUCAA